This is a messenger RNA of Athalia rosae (coleseed sawfly), 5719 nucleotides long. RefSeq names its product F-box/WD repeat-containing protein 7 (gene ago). NCBI's taxonomy places the organism in Eukaryota, Metazoa, Arthropoda, Insecta, Hymenoptera, Athaliidae. The transcript is spliced from 7 exons. Bases 853 to 2802 code for a protein of 649 amino acids. The record is from RefSeq and is a predicted model, not a curated record. Gene Ontology annotation, molecular function: ubiquitin binding. Gene Ontology annotation, cellular component: cytoplasm; nucleus. Gene Ontology annotation, biological process: proteasome-mediated ubiquitin-dependent protein catabolic process; ubiquitin recycling.
AUACGCGAAACGAGAAAGAUUGCAUUGUGAAAAUGCGGCUUGAAAUGGUAGCCCCUGUAAAUUUGGCUUGAAAAAUCUCAACGCAUGUGCAAAAGCAUCGUGUGAACCACGGAGUUCGAAGAGAACAACCUCGGGUUCGUCGAUGGCACUUAUACCGUGUUUAUCAUCGUUUAUUGUUUUCAUUUGCCGAUUAGUGGUGGCAUAAUUUUUAAAGAAAAUAAAUUAGUGCACUCCCACAACCGAGCCAAGGCGUCAAGUGAAAGAGAAAUGUACGCCCCGCGCAGUUGAUAGAAAAUUAAUCGCUUCCCCUAAUAAAGUCGGUGGGUUCGCUCUCGUGGGACACUGCCACUGGAUUAACGUAGGUAAUAUAGCUGAAGAAGUCAACCGAGGAGAUUGCUCUACAAAGUACGAAAUCAUUAUUUUUACCACUAACUUACAGCGUAAAUACUUUCUCAAACUGUAAAUCACCCCGUACACCCAGGGUGUGGCUGACCGGGCCUUUGUUACAUUUCUCUUAUAGGCUAUGUUCAAAAUGGCAAGUCCCAGCUCAUGAUCCUUUUCAAGGUUAGAAUUUUCUCCAAUCUAGGACCCCGAUACGUUUGUACCUUUAACUAUUUUUAACUCCUCGUACUGUCAUGAUCUUACUUCCUGCGUAGAGUCUCAUCUGAUGAUUCUGUACAACGGAUCACUAGACCGAAAGAAAAAAGAAAUUCUCUUUUUCAAAGUACCGUUAGAAUACUCAAAAUUUGAUAUGGCAAUUCAUAAUAACAAUAAUAUUCUUCCCUGACAUCUAUACCUGUUGUCUUAUCUCUAACUCAUUUCUAGCUGUUGAAAUAACGUAAGAAUUCAGCUAUGUCUGCCCCUUCGUCGUCGUCCAAGGGGCUGGGAGGGGAAAAACCCGGAGGUACGAGUCCUAGUCCCGUUGAAGGUGUGGAGGGCGUUCCAGGACCAAGUACGUUAGACCCGCUGCAAACUGCUAUAGCGCAUGACGGCGAGUCCGAUGAUUAUGGAGAGGAAGCUGAAGAAGAAGAAGAAGAUAGCACAGAUGAAGAAAGUGAGACAAGCGACGGAGGCAUGUACUGCGACGCAGAAUGCGGCGAAGAGAACGAAAGCACCGAUCGUCAUACGUUAGCUCUGCAAUCGCCUCCGGCAUUACCUCCUAGACCCCUCAGUCCUAUAUUACAUACUUGUGUUCCGCUGGACGCAGUUCAGCCUCAGAGGAAACGCAAGAGCGAAGCGGAGUCUUCGUUACCCUGUAAAAAGCUUAACCCAGAGGAAAAGACUUAUGUUAUGGUUGUGAAACGAGUGGAUGACAAAGGGAAACACGUGAGGAGCGUUAUCCCCACCAGAGACAAUCCUCCUCCGGAGAUGAGCAAUUGGUUGCUACAAUUUCAGAGAUGGUCAAAUGCGGAGAGAAUGUUAGCUAUAGACGAACUGAUAGAAAGGUGCGAACCGACUCAAGUUCGGCACAUGAUGCAAGUCAUCGAACCACAAUUUCAGAGGGAUUUCAUAUCGUUACUGCCCAAAGAGUUGGCAUUGUCAGUGUUAGCGUUCUUAGAACCGCGAGAUUUAUUGCGUGCAGCGCAAACAUGCAGGAAUUGGCGCUUUCUUGCAGAUGACAAUCUAUUGUGGAAAGAAAAGUGUCGAGCGACAGGGAUAGAUGACCUUAGGGAUCUGCCGACUCCGAAACGUAAAAACAGUCGAAAUUCAAACAGUUGUUCCUCGCCGUGGAAGCAGGCGUACAUGAGGCAGCAUAACAUCAAAAUGAAUUGGAGAACCAAACCAAUCCGUCCACCCAAAGUCCUGAAGGGACACGACGACCACGUUAUAACCUGUUUACAGUUUUCUGGCAACAGAAUAGUCAGUGGCUCCGACGACAAUACCCUCAAAGUCUGGUCCGCCGUCACCGGAAAGUGUUUGAGGACGCUAGUGGGGCAUACAGGUGGCGUUUGGUCUUCCCAGAUGUCAGGUACGACUGUAAUUAGCGGUAGUACGGACCGUACGCUGAAAGUAUGGAACGCGGAAACGGGCCAGUGUAUACACACUCUUUACGGGCAUACGUCAACGGUGAGGUGUAUGCAUCUUCACGGAAACAAGGUCGUCAGCGGUAGCAGAGAUGCAACUUUGAGGGUGUGGCAAGUCGACACCGGAGAGUGUCUUCACGUAUUAGUUGGUCACCUGGCGGCUGUUCGGUGUGUGCAAUACGACGGCAAACUGGUGGUCAGCGGUGCCUACGACUACAUGGUCAAGGUCUGGAAUCCCGAACGAGAAGAGUGCCUUCACACGCUUCAAGGACACACCAACCGCGUUUACUCCCUUCAAUUCGAUGGUGUUCAUGUAGUAAGCGGAUCGUUAGAUACGAGCAUCAGAGUGUGGGAAGUAGAGACGGGUGCGUGUAGGCACACUCUGAUGGGUCAUCAGUCUCUCACGUCGGGCAUGGAGCUCCGCAACAAUAUUCUUGUGUCCGGUAACGCGGAUUCUACGGUCAAAGUUUGGGAUAUUGUCAGCGGCCAUUGUCUGCAGACCCUCUCCGGACCUGACAAACAUCAGUCGGCUGUCACUUGCCUACAAUUUAACAGUCAUUUCGUUAUAACCUCCUCCGAUGACGGAACUGUCAAACUCUGGGAUGUGAAGACCGGGGAGUUCAUAAGGAAUCUCGUAGCUCUGGAAAGUGGCGGUAGUGGUGGUGUAGUGUGGAGAAUUAGAGCAAGCGAUACUAAAUUGGUUUGUGCCGUUGGAAGUCGUAACGGUACAGAGGAAACCAAAUUGCUUGUUCUCGAUUUCGACGUGGAGGCAAAAUAGUCUUCCCGUCAAUGGGAGAGACGACUCCUCUACGUGACCUCUGUACAUAAUAUAAUUAGGUAGCAUAACCAAUCUACUGUACAAUGUUCAUGUACUACAUGGUGUGAUUGUGAUAAGACUGCAUGAAAACACAAAUCGUGAAGAAUUAAAAAAAAAAACAUAAACAUAAACAAAAUUAACAAGCGUGAACAUCGUCGUCACCGGGUAACAUAAAAAAAUUUAAAAAGAAAUUAAAAAAAAAAAAUAAUAAUCUAUCGAUCGUGGGUCGGAACGUACUGCAGAGUACAAACGUAAAAACAAAGAUAAAACCUAAGUUUUCAAUCCAACUGCGGAGACGUGUGAAGUGGGGCUAAUCGGAUUUAUUACGCGAUAUUGGGUAAAAAAAAAUAGAACAAUAACGAUAAAAACUCGGUAAUUUCUGUACAGAUUCUUUAGUAUUCUCCAAGAAUUUAUUCAUGGGCAUUUAAAUGUCCAGAGAGGAAAUAAGAUCUCAACAAUUUCUAGCACUGAUCGUAUUAGAAUUUCCAGAUCAACUAACAGCACUACCUAAUAUUCAGGUUAUUUUGGGGUUAACUUUAAAUUCGCACAAGGCACAUCUACGGUUACCUGGGCAUUCGGUGCACACCAUGCCGGACCAGAAGUCAUGUUUCUUUACACAAUCAUGUCAGUCAUAUUCAUCUUUUUCUGGCAGCUAAAUCAUUCUGACCAAUAAUCGAACCGAUCUAUUUUGUCAAACCUCAUCUGGCGGAGUAAAUUAUUCAUUUGUUGUGUGUUAAAGUAUGACUUGGCAGGAAUAAGUGGUGUGUUUUCAAGGAAAGUAAAGAAAAGAGAGAAAGUAACCGUCGUUAUUUCACAAUUUUCGCCAUUGACGUUGAAAAAUAUCGGUUUACUUUUUUUCCCCCGUCUUUUAUCUAUUUUUCAAAUGAAUUGUAAAUUAAAUAUUUUCGAAAGAAAAUGAAGAGGUGUGAGUGAUUAGGGCAUUAUUAUUUUUGAAUGAAUUUAGUUCUCGUAAUUAUUGUUACGUUUUUUUCUUGUUAUUAUCAAUUACUAUUUAUUUCCGUUGAAAUUCAUUCGCAUCGGGAUUUGUAGGUACGAAUUAUUUAAUCAAUUGGCAGAUCUGCUUGUGAAUAUUAUCGAGAAUAUUUCUCGGAGAACAAAAAAUUUAUCCUUUCAUUCCAUAUGAAUUCGGGAAUGUAAGAUGCUAUUAGAAAUUAUAAUAAUACAUUAGUGAUCAUUUUGUCGACUAAUCCAAUUGUACAGCAAUACAUUUCAUCUAUCGAAAGUGAAGAACAAAAAAAGAGAGAGAAAUAUAGAAAAAUAAUAAUAGUAGUAAUAAUAAUAAUAAUAAUAGUAAUAAUAAAUAAUAACAAUAAUCAUAUUUUCCAGGCGUCUAGAAUUUAUUUUCUAGAUAUUGUUAGAAUAUUGAAUAAAUUAAUCCACAUACCUUAUGCGCAUAAAAUUGACUGAUUAGUAAUUUCUCGGCUGCUAUAAAUUAAUCAUCACAUAUUGGAAUGAAAUAUUUUCAUUCCAUCUAGUGCGUACGUACGUACCAUGUGAAAUGUACUAUGUGAACUGAAGCCUAUUCGAGACAACACGAUGAAUUACGAAAUCCUAAUGUAUGUGCCUAACAAAAUUGAUAAGAGCUAAUAAUUGGUAAUAAUAAUAGGUUUUUUGUAAACUUUAAUGUAUAGUGAUGAGUACGUAUAUAUUUUGAAAUUCUGUUUUUCAACGUUUCUCUUUUGUUGUUUAUUUUUUUUAUAAACUUUUGUUUAAUGUAAUAACGGUGAAAUUGUUGAUAAAUGGCAGAGUUAUUUAAAAGAAGAUAAAAAAAAUGCUCGUAAUGGGAGAAAAGAAAAAAGAAAUGGGCAAAUAUUUGUUUAUUUGUUUUUUCCUAAUUUAUCGAUUUGUGCCAGUAUUAAAAUAUCUAAUCGUGAAAAUCUCGAGAAGAAUAGUAAAAAUUUUAUGACAGUAAUAUUUUUCUCACACAAAAAACGAGAAACAAGGAAAAAAGUGGAAAGUUUCAAAAAUCACUUCUCGUAGUUAUUUAUUUUCAAUUAAUCACUCCAGGUUUUACCAGCAGCGGUUGCUCAAUAUAAGAGAUACUGGCAGUAAUUAACCUUACAUAGAAACCUAACUACGUACAUUUCUUCCGAUAUCAAGUAACAAAUGAUACGCGUUGAAAAUUUGAAAUAGUUGAUAAAAAAGAAAAGAAACAAUAACAAUGGCGUACGUAUUGUGUUGAAAAAUUGUUAUAAAAUGAAUUUAUGUUAUCAACUGUGCUUCGGUCGUGUACCAUUUGUGGACCACUUUGUGCUCGUCAGCUUUUUAUCCAUGCGACUGUUUUUGUCGUGCAAAAAUUGUUAAGUCAUAUGUAUCUCUUACUGAUAAAUCCAUGUUUUAACUAGCUAAAUAUUGUCGGAGAUCCAAAUAAUGUGGAAUGAAAGUGAACCAAUUUGUUUCAGCUGAUAUCGGUAGUCACUGUUUUGUAAACGCAGUAAAUAAUAGGUCUAUAUCGACCCAGUACGACCUUCGAUUCGAAUAUCUUGUAACAAAAGUCUGUUUCAGUCAUGAUACAAUAAGGAUAGUUGUGUUUCUUAACUUGUGCAAUACGUGUGUCGAAUAGGACAUCCACCAUACGAAUCAAUCGUUGUCGAUAUCUAAAAAAUCCCCACUAAAGGCUGAUUUUUUAGACGGACAAAAUCAAUAAUCAUCGCAUUGCAUCUUGUUGGUUGUGAUAUAUGUAUGAUAUGAUUGAAAACAACUAACAGAUCCAUGAAAACGCAUCUUUACUUGUUGUACCGUGAUCUUUCUCCAAGGAUCAUGUUUUAUUUGUAUAUUGCUCAAUAGUUUAUAUUAUAAGAAUGUGUUAUCUGUUGUAUCAUUUUUUAUAAGAAAUAGAAAAUGUUGCUGCAUUUUA